Messenger RNA from Megalopta genalis, 2664 nucleotides. RefSeq lists its product as uncharacterized. The record is from RefSeq and is a predicted model, not a curated record. Gene Ontology annotation, molecular function: RNA endonuclease activity. NCBI's taxonomy places the organism in Eukaryota, Metazoa, Arthropoda, Insecta, Hymenoptera, Halictidae.
UCGCGUCAAAGAUCGAUGCAAGGAGAAAGCCCCGGACAGACGCAACGCUGCAAGUCCGAACCGAGUUCAGCGUGUGCAAGCGUGAAUGUUUCCGGUUGGAAGCGUUUCAGUAACGGGCCAGCCGUCCAACAGUCAGCAUCGAUCUUCGCGGAGAUCCUAGAUCGCAUCGUCGCAGCGGACAAUCUCACAAGAAAGCCGAUCGAAAAGGAAACUAGAUCAUCGGGGAAGCCAAAAACAGGCAGCAUGCGUAACAAGCUGCUUUUGCUUUGCACGAUCUUCGCCCUGCUCGUGGUUGCGGACGUCCAAGCUGGUCGGUCGAGAGUGAAAUCCGGAUGGGGCUGGGGCUCGCGGGGGUCGAACACGAAAUGGACGACUCCUCGCACCUCGCACAACUCGCAGACCCACAACUCUCACGUCUCGCAGACCCACGUCUCGCAGUCGCAGAGCUCGCAGUCUCACACCCAGGGUCAAGCCGGAUACCCAAAACAGACCGGCUCGAACUCCUCGCCCACGAACAGUCACGCGUCAGGUGGAUAUCCUCAACAGCCAGCAUCGAAUCCCUAUUACACGAACAGCCAGUCGAAUAAGCCUUCGAAUCAGGCCUCGGGACAAGCGUACCCGGGCAGCCAUGGAGCCUACAACCCUCCAGUGGGUCAGAGCUACAACGCUCCGGUGGGUCACGGUUACAAUGGCCCGGUUGGUACCGGUUACAGUAAUCCGGCUGGUACCGGUUACAAUGGUCCGGUUGGUACUGGUUACAAUGGACCGGUGGGAUCCGGUUACAAUGGUCCGGUAGGUGCAGGUUAUAACCCUGGUGGUCUAGGACAUUCACCCUAUGGAGGACACUCUCCCUAUGGUGGACAGCCGCACUACAACAGUCCACCUAUGGGUGGACAGUACCCAAGUUACGGACAACCAUCCUACGGGUCUGCGUUCGGUUCUAUGGGACCUACGCCUCAGCAGACGAUCCUCCUCCAGCAGUCGUCGAAACCAGGCAUUGGGCAGUUAGCAAAGGAAGCGUUCGUUUACGCCGGAGUCAGCGCCGGUGUGAAUGCUGCGGUGAAUCGAUUGAUACCCGGAGGGAUCUAUGGCAAUAGAGGAAGCAGCGCGGGGUCAUCCGGUGUCGUACCACCAGUUUCGCACACCCAAAUCACUUAUAACAAUUACUACAACAAUGGCACCGCUCCAGAAGCAGCCGCUCCGGCAGCCGCUCCUGCAGCCGCUCCUGCAGCCGCCCCUGCAGCUGCCCCUGGAGCUGCACCCACGGCUCAACCUGCGGCCCAACCUGCUGCCGACGCUCCACAGACUCAACAGAACAACCCUGGCACCAACAACGCUUCACCAUCGAAUUCCAACUCCCAGGACUCCACCCAAAACAAUCCUAAUCCGCUGGGAUUCGUUACUUCGAACGAUGACCUCAAGAAGUUAACGGAGAGCUUGUACCAGAAAGAGAAGGACAAUAAUGCUUUCUCGCAAAUAACUGUGAAGUUGCAGGGUCAGAAGAAUGACGACACCACUUCGGACGAUGCACCUGAACCCUUGUUGGAUGUGAAAGUCGAGGCCUACGAUCUUCCGACUGUGAAGGCAGUGCUGGCUCUGCACGAUAACUACGAGCUGGAUGUCAGGAAGAAAGAGGUAGUCACCCCUGAGGAGCGCCACAAGGAGGCAGAACUUCUUGACAAGAUCAUGGAGACCGAGAUCAUGAAGUCUACCAUGAAGUUUUUGGCUGAGAAAGGAUACAUUCCGGACGAUGAGUACGAGUUCAAGGACUCCAUGAAGCGCAUUUGGUUCUCUCAAUUCAAGCGAAUCGACGGAGACCCAUCCAGUUCUGGUUUUGAGACCGUUUUCCUAGCUGAACAGUUCGAUAACGAUAUCCUUGGAUUACACAAUUGGAUCUACUACGCCAAACAGGAAGCUGCGAAGAAGCUCAACUAUCUUGGAUACAUGAAAGAGACCAAGCUGGGCGACAAAGGUGCGAUCAUCAAGCUGCGCUCAAGCCUGAACGGAAUAGUGCAACCGGUCAGCACAUUAUUUGUCGGCACAUCACCCGAAUUAGAAUUUGCUCUGUACACGAUGUGCUUCUUCGCUCGGCCGAACAGCCCCUGUCCAGUUUCACUCGGAGGAACGGAUUUCACGAUCUAUGUGAGCAGAAUCAACUACUUUGGGAAAGACAUUUUGAUUUCCGCAUACCCCGACGUUUAAUUCAGUCAAUCAAAAUUGAAAUGUAUGCAUUAAUUAAGUAGACUUAGUUACUUUUUAGAUCGAAUACGUACGGAAUUGUAGUUUCUGUAUAACAGUGUGCAUAUUAAUAGAUGCCUGCUAUCUUAUAAUGUGAAGAUGAUCUAGGUUUUUCUAUGUGAAUGUGUUUGCGAGGAUUACCUACCUGGGUAACGUUUUCGCUCCGUUUUUCUGACUCUGGCAGCUCUAGUAUAGGCACUAUGGAUGGUCUCCCAUGAGCGCAUCGCGUGGGUAUCUUUGUCUGAUGUAAUAGCGUCAGGAGCCACUUGCAUUGUUGUAGUGUCAGUGGAUCUCCAAAUUUGAUGGCUCCUAAAAUACUCUGAACAUUAGAUGAUAGUAAAUACUGCGAUGCAUUCGAACGAAUGAGAUUAUUCUUGUAUCGAUGUUUACUACUAAAAAAUAUACUUUAAGAAUUUCCAUUUUAAA